Klebsormidium nitens is the source of this 2966-nucleotide messenger RNA. The record is from the annotation of a GenBank genome assembly. NCBI's taxonomy places the organism in Eukaryota, Viridiplantae, Streptophyta, Klebsormidiophyceae, Klebsormidiales, Klebsormidiaceae.
CCCUAAAGUAACGUCAUGGAGCUAGCGCUAGUUCUUGAUUACCGAGGGAUUGCGGUCCGCGGAGCUUGAUCAAGGAUCGGAAGGCUAAUUAAGCUCAAUCGCGGCCAGGACUUGAGAGCGCUUGCUUGAGUUUAACUUUAUCGAGCAGGCUGCUGAGGACCCCCUGAGGACUUCAAGCAGCACAUUUUUUGCGCCCGUCAUUGGGACUUGUAACAUUGUGAAAGCUUAAGCAGUCUGCUGCGCGCCGUCUGUAAACCUCUCUGCUUACCGCGCCUUGCUGCCAUUCAGGCUGCGCUCAAAAAUGGCUCCCCUGCCAGCAGUUAUGCUGUCGCGCUUCUUGCUGCUGCUGGCCCUCACUGCCCUCUCAUCUCUGAAACCGACCCUGGGAGUGCGUCUCUCAUCCAACAUCUGCGCAACCAAUAACUAUGAGUAUAAGAUCAGCCUGCUGCCUGCUUCGGGUUGGUAUUACAGGGGCUCAGGCAACGAUGACUUCUGCAACGCAAACCCCCUGCUCAAGCAGUACCUGUGCAACGUGGCCGCUUCUCCUUAUUGCACUGACGAGACCAUAGCUCAAACCUGCGCAACCGCCACCAAUCCCAGCGCUUGUAAUGCAGCCUCCCGCGUGUUCAGCGUCAUCAUCGACAGCGAUUGCGACUUUGUGGUGUUUUGCGAGUAUCGCUCGAGCCUCACCACGGUCGCAACUCCCUCGCCACCUGCCCCUGUCACCCCGGUUCCCCCUACUCCAGUAACAACUCCCAGUCCUCCUUCUCCGGUCACCUCCAACCCGCCAACGUCCCCUUCAGGAGUAACGACACCUCCCAGCCCACCAGCUCCGACUUCUCCAUCACCAAAUGUUACCAAUGGCUCCAGCGGUGGAUCCAGCAUUGGUAUUAUUGUAGGGUGCGUGGUUGGUGCUAUAGUUGUUAUUGCUGCAGUCAUCAGCAUUGCCCUCUGCUGCUUCUUCAAAAGCAGGAGGCAGCAGAAAGGAGCUGGCAGCAACCUCCCAACCCAUCAUGACGCAUACAAGGAUGCUGCGGCGCCGUACUACCCUGCAGCUCCAACCAAACUGCCUGGAUACGCUAAUCCUCAGGCUGGAGCGCUCCCACCAACAUCAGGUGAAAGCGGUUUGUCCUUUGCAACCCCUGCCGGAGAUGGCACAAGCAAGGUCUACCCUUAUGAGGAGUUGCUCCACUCAACGAACGGGUUCAGUGUCUCCAACCUGCUCGGCCAAGGAGGCUUCUCAAAGGUUUACAGAGGGAUGCAAGCGGAUGGCACGGCCAUUGCGGUGAAGGUCCUGCAAUCUGACCCUGUAAAUGGGCCCAACAACGAGAGCUUCUACUCCGAGAUGGCUAUCAUGAGCCGUUUGCGUCACAAGUACCUGGUGUCCAUGCUUGGAUACGCGGCUGCAGGCACAGAACGGAUCAUUGUGCUCGAGUUCUGCAAGGGGGGCACUCUGUUCCAAGCGCUCCAUGGCCCUGACAGGCUGGACUGGAACAAGCGCCUCCGCACAGCGCUCUACGUUACGAUUGGCUUGGAGUAUCUGCACGACGGCGUAGAACCGCCUAUUCUGCAUAGGGACAUCAAGAGCGCGAACGUCCUCUUUGCUGAUGAGAACAGACUUGCUGCCAAGCUGAGCGACUUUGGCGUGGCCAGGUUCGAGGAUGGCCCGGGCGCCGUAUCAGCUCGGACUCGCGUCUUGGGAACCCGAGGCUAUGUCGCGCUUGAAUACCUUCAGUCUGGACAGGUUAGCAAGUACACCGACAUCUACAGCCUUGGCGUGCUUCUGUCCGAGCUGGUUACUGGCCGUCCGUGCACCUUCCAAAUGGGGAAUGAUCAAGUUGCCCUGCGUGACUGGGUCGUUGAAAACAGGAACCAGCCCUUGACUCUAAUGGAUCCUGCGCUAGGGGGUAACUUCCAUCCUCAGCAGGCCAUCGGACUCAUUCAGCUGGCCGUUGAGUGCAUGAACCAGAACGAACCCAAGGCUCGUCCUCUGGCUGCCCAAGUCCACCAGCGCAUCGAGCAGUUGAUCGGCAUCACGGCCGGAUCGCCGCCGUCCGCAGAACAGGUCUUCGUCCCCCCUAGCGGCGGCCUCGAGAACAACUACAGACCCGCCGUCGUGACAAAUUCGCUGACGGGCUCGGAGGGGUCCUAUGGCGCCCCUUCCAUUUCGGGAGGCUCCAGUAUUGUCGGCGAUGCCAUGAAUGGGUUUCGGAGCGGCGGGCCGGAGCCCCCGAAGAACAUGACGAUGUUGCAGAAUUUCACCAACAUCCAAACGGGACGUUAAUCAUGUCGGGCGCGGGACGCGUUUGGGCCCCGCCGGGUGGUAGCCAGUCAGCCGAAGUUCGCGCAGCCUGAGUGCUUCGAAACUGAAUCGAACGCGGACACAUACUACGUCUUAUGGUGUUUGAGGUCCUAGACGAGUGUUCUUAACGGGCUUUGUUUCAGGUUGAAGACGUGCCCAACUUGUCUGGCGGAACAUUUGUGGUCAGAAAGUGAUCGAGUAAAGCCAGCUUGAAAGCCGUAGUUGUGAGCUAUGUUCACGUUGAUCAGAAAAUGCAAGUGGUAAAGAUCUGACGGUUGAAACGACAAGACGGGAUUGGAUAGGAUUGGUAGAAUAUGCUUCCAAGAAAAGUUGGUGUCUGUACAGCUAGUUGUCGUUUAAGAGUAGGAGUUGCUGGUGUCUGCAAGCCGACUUUGCUUUCCACGAAGACCCGAAUACCCGGCCUGGAACCAUGUAGAAUCUUCUUUUGGCAGCCAUCAAAUUGCCGAUGUGGCAUCCGCACUUAUAUUCAUACUAAAUUACCUUGGACACAUGCAGUGCAGACACAUCCAUGCUGGCCACGAGUAGGUUUGCGGUUGCGUUGCUCUUGAAGCAACUUGACUGGCUGUAAUUCAGGCGUCCCUGGCUGUAGUACCGUCCCAGCGCAGACACAGUUGGCCUCAGGCGCAAACACCAGAACAAGUUG